CAACGGAGAGUAUGGUGAGAACCAACCUCAAAUAUGCAACCGAGGUCGCAACAUCAUACAAAGAACUGGAAGAGGCCAUUGAGGCUUUUAACAAACUGAGUCUGGAGGAUGAUGGGGAUCUUACGAUUGCAAGGGACAAACGCGAUCUCUUACUGCUGCAAUCAGAACUAAGAGAUGCAAUGAAACGCAGGUUCAUCAAAGUUUUGAAUCCAGCAAUUCAAAAAGCUGUCCAAUCCAAAUUUGCGACGAACAUUACCAUCCAGAGGCUCAUCAAAGAAGCCGAAAAAAUUGUGAAAACAUUGAAGAAACAAGAAGAAUUUGCUCAUCCCGUUCUCCAUCUCAGUUCAUCUACCAUUGCCGAGAUUCACGGUUACAGACAAGUUACACCAGAGAUUCACGAUGUCAUGACAGCUACAUUUAUGCUGCUCGGUGAAAAACCAGAAACCAUUCAGGAGUGGGAUGACAUACGUUUCCUUAUGGGAAAAUCCGGAAAGAAAAGCUUGAUGGUCAGGAUUAAGAGCUUCAAUAUGUCGAACUUGUCAGAAUCCUCCGCGCUCAGGGUGGGUUCCAUGCUGGAAAAGUAUAACGUCAAGGUGAUCCACAGUAAAAGUUCGGGUGUCGCUGCCUUUUACGAAUGGUCGAUCAACAUCGUUCAAGAAAAGAAUGCUCUUUUACAAAGCGCUAGACAGAGAGAGGAUGAAUCCCUUCGGGCUACACAUAACAAGAAAGGAAAACGUGCAAAGAAACUUUAAAAUCCAUAAAGAUACAUUGGUGCUCUCAUGAAUGUUGAAUUUUAAUAAAGGAAUGAACUAAUC
Molecule: messenger RNA, 815 nt
Organism: Ostrea edulis (European flat oyster)
Lineage: Eukaryota; Metazoa; Mollusca; Bivalvia; Ostreida; Ostreidae
Exons: 4
Coding region: 12-752 (246 amino acids)
Source: RefSeq, a predicted model, not a curated record